Molecule: messenger RNA, 519 nt
Organism: Magnolia sinica
Lineage: Eukaryota; Viridiplantae; Streptophyta; Magnoliopsida; Magnoliales; Magnoliaceae
Exons: 3
Coding region: 1-519 (172 amino acids)
Source: RefSeq, a predicted model, not a curated record
AUGCUAAACCCCAGAGGACCCGCGGAAGGUUCGUCCGUAGAAGACAUGAAGGAACUACCGCCCGACGAGGCAAACUCGAGUAGAACUGUUCAGCUCGGGACAUCAUUGAACCCUGAGCAGCGGUCCGAAGUGCUAGCCUUCCUACGGUUGAAUGUGGACCUGGAUCACAAACUUGUAAAGCAAAAGAGGAGACCGUUCGACACCGAGCGGUACAAAGACAAAGCCGAUGAAGUCUCUACUCUAUUCGAUGCUGGUUUCAUAAAGAAGAUCGCGAUGCACCCUCUAGACAAGCAGAAGACUAUCUUCAUCACGGAUAAGGGACUUUACUGUUACCGGGUCAUGCCAUUUGGCUUGAAAAACAUUGGGGUCACGUAUCAAAGGCUGGUGAAUCAAAUGUUCGCCAAGCAGAUCGGACAUAUAAUGGAAGUGUACGUCAACGACAUGCUAGUAAAAAAUGUCAGGGCGGCCAACCACCUAACAGACCUUAGAGAAACUUUUACCAUCCUCCGAGAAUACUAG